Acanthamoeba castellanii str. Neff is the source of this 219-nucleotide messenger RNA. RefSeq lists its product as uncharacterized. NCBI's taxonomy places the organism in Eukaryota, Discosea, Longamoebia, Acanthamoebidae. The record is from RefSeq and is a predicted model, not a curated record. The annotation marks the transcript as partial. The transcript has a single exon.
CAGUACGGUGCCGGGUGUAACCUCAUCGUCUUGAACCUGACGCACGUGACCGGUGUGCAGAUACCCUCGGCCAGUCUGCGCCAAGAGCUCAUCCAGGCGCAGGCGCACAAAGCGGGCGAGGAGCUGUCUCUGUGCGUGAAGUGCUACAUGGGCGAGAAGGCCGUCUUCGGUUAUGUGGGCGAGAACGAGCACUUCCUCGCCCAACGCCGAUGCGAGUGA